Messenger RNA from Girardinichthys multiradiatus, 4389 nucleotides. Its product is annotated as NLR family CARD domain-containing protein 3-like. Lineage: Eukaryota; Metazoa; Chordata; Actinopteri; Cyprinodontiformes; Goodeidae. The record is from RefSeq and is a predicted model, not a curated record. The transcript has 12 exons. Gene Ontology annotation, molecular function: protein binding. Bases 150 to 3638 code for a protein of 1162 amino acids.
GCUCCGCCUCCAUCUCAGGUGAAGCUCUGACUCAUUCCAGGAAGCAGCUCACCUGUAUCUCAGUCCAAGUUCACACAUCAAGUGUCUUCAACACUUUCUGAAGUUCUAACAAACUCUCCAUGUGUGUGAGCUGAUGUGAACUGAGCAGCAUGGAUCAGUGUGAGGACAGAGAGGACAGAGUCCCUCCCUCUAAAACCACUCUGUGUGGAGAACAUGAGGACCAGAGCAAAGUUCAGAGGAAACGAUCAGAACCAGAACCUGGACCUGGACCCAGCUGUGUGUCCUUAAAGAGCAACUGGUCAAAGGAAGAUUUUAUUGAUUUUAAAUCAGAUCAACGUUCAGCUGCAAACAGGAUCCAACAGAACCUCAAACCAGAACCAGAACCCAGCUGUGUGUCCUUCAAGAGCGACAGGUCAAAGUUUCUUGGUAUUGAUUUUAAAUCAGAUCAACCUUCAGCAGCAAAGAGAGUGGACCAGCAGAACUCAGAGGUUCCCAGUGGUCCGUCUGCCCAGCAGCAUCAAACACGGCUGGACUCCAUAUUUAUGCUGCUGGAGGACAACAUUGUUACUUUUGUGAAGAACGAGCUGAAGAAGAUCCAGAAGGUUCUGAGUCCAGAUUACCCAGAAGGGUUAGAGAGUCAGUGGGGGGAUGAGGAGGUGUUGGAAGGUGAGGAUAAAGAGAAGAGGAGGAGCAACAGAGAGGCUUUUGUGAAGAUCACACUGAACUUCCUGAAGAAGAUGAAGCAGGAGGAGCUGGCUGAACGUCUGCAGAGCAGACUUUUUUCCUCAGUUUGCAAACAUAAACUUAAAUCUGGUGUGAAGAAGAGGUUCCAGUGUGUGUUUGAGGGGAUCGCUAAAGCAGGAAGUCCAACCCUUCUGAACCAGAUCUACACAGAGCUCUACAUCACAGAGGGAGGGACUGGAGAGGUCAAUGAUGAACAUGAGGUCAGACAGAUUGAAACAGCAUCCAGGAAACCACACAGACCAGAAACAACCAUCAGACAAGAAGACAUCUUUAAAGUCCCACCUGGAAGAGAUCAACCAAUCAGAACAGUGAUGACAAAGGGAGUGGCUGGCAUUGGGAAAACAGUCUUAACCCAGAAGUUCACUCUGGACUGGGCUGAAGACAAAGCCCACCAGAACAUCCAGUUCAUAUUUCCAUUCACCUUCAGAGAGCUGAAUGUGCUGAAAGAGAAAAAGUUCAGCUUGGUGGACCUUGUUCAUCACUUCUUUACUGAAACCAAAGAAAUCUGCAGCUUUGAACACUUCCAGGUUCUGUUCAUCUUUGAUGGUCUGGAUGAGAGUCGACUUCCUCUGGACUUCCACAACAAGGAGAUCCUGACUGAUGUUACAGAGUCCACCUCAGUGGAUGUUCUGCUGACAAACCUCAUCAGGGGGAAACUGCUUCCCUCUGCUCUCCUCUGGAUAACUACACGACCUGCAGCAGCCAAUCAGAUCCCUCCUGAGUGUGUUGGCAUGGUGACAGAGAUCAGGGGGUUCACUGACCCACAGAAGGAGGAGUACUGCUGGAAGAGAUUCAGAGAUGAGGAGCAGGCCAGCAGGAUCAUCUCCCACAUGAAGACAUCAAGAAGCCUCCACAUCAUGUGUCACAUCCCAGUCUUCUGCUGGAUCACUGCUACGGUUCUGGAGGAUGUGAUGGAGACCAGAGAGGGAGGAGAGUUGCCCAACACCCUGACUGAGAUGUUCAUCCACUUCCUGGUGGUUCACACCAAAGUGAAGAAGGUCAAGUAUGAUGGAGGAUCUGAGACAGAUCCACACUGGAGUCCAGAGAGCAGGAAGAUGAUUGAGUCUCUGGGAAAACUGGCUUUUGAUCAGCUGCAGAAAGGAAACCUGAUCUUCUAUGAAUCAGACCUGACAGAGUGUGGCAUCGAUAUCAGAGCAGCCUCAGUGUACUCAGGAGUGUUCACACAGAUCUUUAGAGAGGAGAGAGGGCUGGACCAGGACAAGGUGUUCUGCUUCGUCCAUCUGAGUGUUCAAGAGUUUCUGGCUGCUCUUCAUGUCCAUCUGACCUUCAUCAAGGAUGGAGUUAAUUUGAUGGAAGACCAAAAAAACAUUUUUGGUUGGUCUAAAUUCUCCAAGAAACCAAAACUAAAAUAUCUCCAUCAGAGAGCUGUGGACGAGGCCUUACAGAGUCCAAAUGGACACCUGGACUUGUUCCUCCGCUUCCUCCUGGGUCUUUCAGAGGAGACCAAUCAGACUCUCCUGCAAGGUCUGCUGACAAAGACAGGAAGUAGCUCAGAGACCAAUGAGGGAACAGUUCAGUACAUCAAGGAGAAGAUCAAUGAGAACCUGUCUGCAGAGAAAAGCAUCAACCUGUUCCACUGUCUGAAUGAACUGAAUGAUCGUUCUCUGCUCCAGAAGAUCCAACAGUCUCUGAGUUCAGGAAGUCUCUCCACAGAUAAACUGUCUCCUGCUCAGUGGUCAGCUCUGGUCUUCAUCUUACUGUCAUCAGGAGAAGAUCUGGAUGUGUUUGACCUGGAGAAAUACUCUGCUUCAGAGGAGGCUCUUCUCAGGCUGCUGCCAGUGGUCAAACCUUCAAACAAAGUUCUAUUGAAGAACUGUAACCUCUCAGAGAGAAGCUGUGAAGUUCUGGCCUCAGUUCUCAGCUCCCAGUCCUCUAAUCUGAGAGAGAUGGACCUGAGUAACAACAAGCUGCAGGAUUCUGGAGUGGAGCUGCUGUCUUCUGGACUGAAGAGUCCAAAUUGCAAACUGGAAACUCUCAGAUUGAAGAACUGUAACCUCUCAGAGAGAAGCUGUGAAGUUCUGGCCUCAGUUCUCAGCUCCCAGUCCUCUAAUCUGAGAGAGAUGGACCUGAGUAACAACAAGCUGCAUGAUUCUGGAGUGGAGCUGCUGUCUUCUGGACUGAAGAGUCCAAACUGCAAACUGGAAACUCUCAGACUUAGAUCCUGUAACCUCUCAGGGAGAACUUGUGAAGUUCUGUCAUCAGUUCUUAGCUCCCAGUCCUGCUGUCUGAGAGAAGUUGACCUGCAGAACAACAACCUACAAGAUUCAGGGGAGAAGUUGCCGUCUGGUUCAGACUGUACACUGGAAAUUUUCAGGAAGCCUGAUGGAGUCCGAUGGUUGAAAGAUCUGAGGAAGUAUUCCUGUCAGCUCACAAUCGACACAAACACAAUGAAUAGAUACCUAAAACUGUCUGAAGACAACAGGAAGGUGACAUGGAUGAAGGAGCUUCAGUCAUAUCCUGAUCAUCCAGACAGAUUUAAUUACUGUUCUCAGCUGCUGUGUAGUGAUGGUCUGACUGGUCGCUGUUACUGGGAGGUCGAAUGGAGAGGAAGAGUUUUUAUAUCAGUGAGUUACAGAAGAAUCAGGAGGAAAGGAGACACUGAUGACUGUUUGUUUGGAUGGAAUGAUCGGUCCUGGAGUCUGAACUGUUCUGAUGGUGAUUACUCUGUCUUGCACAAAAGGAAGAAAACACCCAUCUCCUCCUCCAUCUCUAACAGAGUAGCAGUGUAUGUGGACUGUCCUGCUGGCAUUCUGUCCUUCUACAGAAUCUCCUCUGACUCACUGAUCCACCUCCACACCUUCAACACCACGUUCAAUGAACCUCUUUAUCCUGGAUUCUUGAUCGGUUCUGGUUCCUCAGUGUUUCUGUGUUGAGUCUAAAGAGUCUCUUCCUGUCAGAGAAACACUCUCACUGUUGAACAGAUAGUUCAGUCUCUACAUGUCUGUCUCUUUCACUCAGAAACAUUUUCACAUUCAGUCGGUUUCUUUCUGAAACUCUUGGAAAAGAUUCCUUGUAAACUUCGUCCUCUUCCAGUCCUUUAAAGAUGGAAGCUGGGAUUAUUCCAGGAUCCAAAGGUUUGGUUCUGUUUCCAGUCAAAGCUUCAUUUAGGGUUUUUCCUCCAAUGUGCUUCCAGUGCUAUACCAAGACUGCUGCUGGAGUUGGUUCUUUACUGGUUCUUUACAUCUCUUCCAGUAAAUGUUUGAUCCUGGCUCUUAAUAUCACCAUCAGAAGAAGUUUUAACAUUUCUAUCUCCAAUCUUUUCCGUCAUGUUUCUUGUUUGUGUCACUAAUGUAGUUUUUCUUCAUUUGAUCUGAACAGUUUUGUACUUUAGUCCCAGAUAAACAGGCUGCCUCCUCAGGAUCUGUGGGCUGUGAAGCUCAGGGUUUCUGGAACUGAUUUGUGAUGAAAAAUGAUGACGUGAGUGGAGCUGCUGUUUUAACUGCCCAGGUGGUUGUUCAGUUCCUCACUGUUAGUAUCUGCUAUGUUUUAAUGAGCCAGAUCAGUUCACAAUAUGACUUCUGAUGAGACUGUUCCUAAAAGAAGAAUCAUUCCAGACUAUCUGUGGCUGAACUGCAGAUGAUGGAAAUGUAAAUAUUGGAGAAUAAAACAGUAUUUGCUACCAGU